Molecule: messenger RNA, 1680 nt
Organism: Kwoniella shivajii
Lineage: Eukaryota; Fungi; Basidiomycota; Tremellomycetes; Tremellales; Cryptococcaceae
Exons: 7
Coding region: 1-1680 (559 amino acids)
Biological process (GO): amino acid transmembrane transport
Cellular component (GO): membrane
Molecular function (GO): amino acid transmembrane transporter activity
Source: RefSeq, a predicted model, not a curated record
AUGUCGGACGUGGCGAAAGAAAAGAAUCUGGACGAUUUCUCCAACGGAACUCAGCCUGCCGUUGUUGACGAAAUUACCAGAGAUGACGGCGCCGUGAAUCUUAGUUUGGCAGAUGAUCCCCACCGUGGUCUCCGUAUGAGACAUGUUCAGCUUAUUGCUAUCAGUGGAUCCAUCGGCUCGGCAUUGUUCGUCUCUAUAGGAAAUCCUCUCACUAGUGCCGGCCCAUUGGGUCUUCUCAUUGGUCUUGGUAUUUGGUGUGCCGUUGUGUGGGCUGCUAGUAAUUGCCUUAUUGAGAUGACCUGUCUCUUACCUGUCGAUGGUGGUUUCAUUCAUUAUGCUGGUCGAUUCGUCGACAAAAGUUUCGGUAUGGCUUUAGGAUGGAAUUACGUUAUCACUCAACUCGCCUUGAUUUGUCUCGAGCUUCUGUCUCUCAAUGUUAUUGUGGAAUAUUGGACUUUAACCUUACACCCUGCAAUCCUCAUUUCCGCUGGUCUUGUAGCAUUCUUCAUCAUCCAAAUUUGGUCUGUUAGGUGGUUUGGUGAAAUUGAAUUCUACAUUUCCAUAACCAAGGUUUUCCUCAUGAUAGGACUCACGCUAUACACGUUCGUCACAAUGGUUGGUGGAAACCCAAUACAUGAUAAAUUUGGCUUCCGGUACUGGAAGACACCUGGACCUUUCGCUGGGGAGGUCAACUUCAGAAAGGUGAUUACCGGUAUUUUCAAUGCUGUUUCUUGGGGAACAUUCGCUGUUGUCGGUCCCGAUUAUAUCUCUCUUAUCGGUGGAGAAGUUAAGAAUCCUAGACGGAUCCUGCCAAAGGCUUUCAACUCUACUAUAUACCGUAUCUUGGCAUUCUACAUGACCGGAGCUCUCUGUGUUGGAAUUGUAUCAUCCUCAACCGAUGAGAAUCUCCUCGGUGCCAUUUCUGCUGGAGCACCUGGUGCUGCAAAGAGUCCUUAUGUGAUCUCCAUGAACCGACUUGGCAUUCCUGUUCUUCCAUCACUCGUUAACGCUCUUAUUCUUAUCAGUAUCUUCUCAACCGGAAACUCAUUCACAUUCGUUGCGAGUCGAUCCAUAUACAGUCUUGCUCAGAAGAAUCAAGCUCCAGCUAUCUUCAAGAGAGUCAACAGACACGGUGUACCAUGGGUAGCUGUCUGCGUAACACUUCUAGUCAGCUGCUUGUCAUACUUGUCUGUGUCUGCAGGUACCGUCAAGGUACUCAACUGGUGGAUCAACUUAGUCGGUGCUGCGCAACUUGUUUCAUGGACCUGUAUUGCAAUUACCUACCUCCGUUUCCGAUCCGGUUUGAAAGCUCAAAACCUUCUCAACACAGACUACCUUCCAGUCAGGGGUUACCUUCAACCAUUUUCGGGAUGGUACCUCCUCGUUUGGUCCCCUAUCGUCUUCUUCUUCAGUGGUUACUACCUCUUCUAUCCUGGUUCUUUUGCAGGUCCAGACUUUGUUUUCGCUUAUGGCAGUAUCUUCAUAUUCCUUGCAAUCUACUUAGGCUCCAAGAUAUACCAAACUGUCUGGCUCAAGGAAAAACACAUAUAUAUUCCUGCUAGCGAAAUGGAUUUCGUUUCAGAUAUCGGACACAUCGACGCUUUGACGCAAGCCUCAGAAGCUAAACGAGCUCGAAAACCUCAAACAAAGGCUCAAAGAAUCUCUGAUUUCUUCUUCUAA